This is a messenger RNA of Branchiostoma belcheri (Belcher's lancelet), 2987 nucleotides long. Its product is annotated as ubiquitin carboxyl-terminal hydrolase BAP1-like. Gene Ontology annotation, cellular component: cytoplasm. Gene Ontology annotation, biological process: protein deubiquitination; ubiquitin-dependent protein catabolic process. The coding region runs from base 91 to 2412 and encodes 773 amino acids. The transcript is spliced from 18 exons. Lineage: Eukaryota; Metazoa; Chordata; Leptocardii; Amphioxiformes; Branchiostomatidae. Gene Ontology annotation, molecular function: cysteine-type deubiquitinase activity. The record is from RefSeq and is a predicted model, not a curated record.
CCCAAGCCACCCCCACCCCACCAGACAAAACGACUGGAGAAAAUGUCGUGAUUUAGUUUGAGUUUUGAGCGUUUUUCUCCCGAUUCCACCAUGAACAAAGGGUGGCUAGAGCUUGAGAGCGAUCCAGGGCUGUUCACUCUCCUAGUCGAAGACUUUGGUGUGAAGGGAGUUCAAGUGGAAGAAAUUUAUGACCUGUCCAAGCCUAUUGAAGGGCCUGUUUACGGGUUCAUCUUCCUGUUCAAGUGGAGCGAGGAGCGUCGUUCCCGGCGGAAGGUCGGCCCCAGCAUGGAGGAGUCGUUUGUGGCGGACGAAGACAUCGUUAACGACAUGUUCUUUGCACAACAGCUGAUCCCCAACUCCUGUGCCACCCACGCCCUGCUGAGUGUGUUACUGAACUGUCCCCAGAUCAGCCUGGGGAGCACACUUACACGUCUCAAACACUUCACCAAGGGGAUGGGCCCAGAGUCCAAAGGCUGGGCCAUCGGAAAUGUUCCAGAGAUAGCCAGAGCUCACAACAGUCAUGCAAGACCAGAGCCCCGGCACCUCCCAGAGAAGCAGACCGGCAUCUCCUCCGUCCGCACGGCCGAAGCGUUCCACUUCGUCAGCUACGUCACGACCAACGACAGACUGUUUGAGCUGGACGGGCUCAAACCCUACCCGAUAGAUCAUGGUCCGUGGGGAGAGAAGGAAGACUGGACAGAGAAGUUCCGACGUGUGAUCUCAGAGAGGAUAGGGAAUGCCACUGGAGGGGAAAAUGGCCACGACAUCCGGUUUAACCUGAUGGCGGUGGUAGCGGACAGACGGCAGCAGUACGAGACGAAACUCAACACCCUGAAAACCAACCGGCAGAUUGUGUUGGAGGCACUGCAGCAGCUGGUGCGUUUCACCCAGCCUCACCUGACCUCGCUCAUCCCCUCCGCGUUCGGCGCAGAACCCCACAAGUCCAAAGCCUCGUCCACCGUCACUUCAGCAUCCUCGGCUGCAGCCGGCUCCUCCGCUGCUGGUAAGGACAACGUUACAACCGCGGAGACAUCCGACAGACGACGUCACAAGAAGAAGAAGAAGAAAAAGAAGAAGCACAAGGCACUGCCGACGGCACAGGCCGCUGCCCUGACCAAGCGCAACACGUCCAGUCCCGUUGUGACCCACCCUGCGCUGGACAGCCAUAACUACGCCAAGUCUCCCCUGGAGGAGUUUACCGAGGAAAACGAUCAGGACGCGCCGCCUGAAUCCUUCACGGACGAUGAUACAGACGAGGAAGAAGAGGAGGAGAGUGAGGAUGAGGAGGUGGUGGCAUCGACAGAGGCGAUGGAGGGAAUGAAUGAGGGAGAAACAAACGAGUCUUCCGGUGGGGACGUCACGAGCGGCAGAACGAGCUCAGCGUCAACCGAAGGGACAGAGUCUGCGACGGAACCGGCCACGGAGGUGAAGGGCAGUGAGAUCACGUUCUCGGAGGCGAUGCGAGCCAUCUCCGCCGUGGCUGACACCCGGAAACCAGACGAGUUUCUCCACCCGGACGCAAGUCGGCGGGUGGGUUUCCUGGACAUGCCAUGGCGGCCGGACGAAGCGCACCGCCCGCUGACUGUCCACACCGGCGGCUACGGCAAGAUCCCGUCUCCGGCCCCGAGCAACGAGAGCACGGACACAGCGUCGGAGAUCGGGAGCGCAUUCAACUCUCCGGUCCGGUCAGCAAACAGGUCAGGCGUGAGCAGUCCGAACCCGUUUAAACACCACCAGCACAACGUAAACCUGUUCACGGAGGCGGCGACAAAACUUCUGGCUGCACAGGAGGGCCACAGGGUGGGGAUGGAGUUUGUCAGGUCCCCGGGUGCCACCUCGGAGCUGCAGACCAUCCCCGAAGGCAGCAUCACGAAACAGGAGGGCGACACAAAAGCAGACACCAACAUCAUCACUGUCUGUCUCAAGCGCUCGCUGCAGGGUGGGGAGGGGGGCGGUCCACCGGGCAAGAGGCUCCACAUGGGGGAUCCCGACAUGGGGCUGCAGAGGCUAGGGAGUGGGGACUCCGGGACGGGACAGUUUGAUGGUGACCCCGCCGCGACCCUGCAGGGCGGGAGUGUCGCAGGUCAGGGGUCAGGGGACGGCCAGCAGGACCAGAAUGCACUGCACGCGGGCGGGGCAAGGCCAAACAUGGCGCAUGCCUUCGCACCAAAGGACUUACUGGCACUGCUGAAGAACGUUGAGACGGAAAUUCAGAUCUGCGAGCAGCACCUUAAGGAUGAGAUCGAGAAGAGGAAGAAGUACAAGGUGGACGACUGUCGUCGGACCCACAACUACGAUGAGUUCAUCCGCACGUUCCUGCGAAUGCUGGCUGAGCAGGGCCAGCUGUCCAAGCUGGUGGACCAGCACCCUGCUGUAGUGACUGCGCUGUUGUGUGUGGCCCAGGGCAACUGAAACGGAGAUGGGCGCCGCCCCAUGUGUCACUUGAGCUGUUUUUUAACUAUCGAUACUUGCUCUUCUCAGGUGGAAGACUGUCAGCAGAACCACAACUAAAAUGAGUUUAUCCACUACCCCUACAGCCUCAAAAAGGCCUCAAAAUAGUAUCUUUGCAUUUUAAAAAAAAGCCUCAAAGUUUUCUCAAUGUUUGUGUCCCCAGGUUGACGACUGUUGGCGGACGCACAACUACGAUGAGUUUAUCCGCACGUUCCUGCGCAUGCUGGCUGAGCUGGUAGACCAGCACGUCCCUAACAACCCACUGUCCUUGUGGCCUCAGAAAGGCUACGGGACUACCUUUGCUUUUUCAAAAGUCUUAUCAAUGUUUCAAAAUGUAUGCUCUUUGUAGGUGGACGACUGUUGGCGGACCCACAACUACAAUGAGUUCACGCAUUCCUAACAACCUACAGCCCCUACGGCCUCAAGAAAGGCUACGACACUUCUUUUUCCUUUUCUAAAAGUCUUAUCAAUAUUUACUGUUUGCAGGUUGACGACUGUCGUCGGACCCACUGCCCCUACUACCAUUUCCUGUUUUU